Rana temporaria (common frog) is the source of this 1766-nucleotide messenger RNA. Its product is annotated as zinc finger protein 300-like. Lineage: Eukaryota; Metazoa; Chordata; Amphibia; Anura; Ranidae. Gene Ontology annotation, molecular function: DNA-binding transcription repressor activity, RNA polymerase II-specific. Gene Ontology annotation, biological process: negative regulation of transcription by RNA polymerase II. The record is from RefSeq and is a predicted model, not a curated record. The transcript has 2 exons. The coding region runs from base 750 to 1478 and encodes 242 amino acids.
UCACUGCGCUCAAUAAUCAACGUUCAUUUCCCUCCACUAACCAGAAGAACGUCCAACAAACCUUCUUCACAUGACCAACCUGGAAUGAGAUUCUAUUGUGUCAUCCCAGAGAAUGGGGGAGGGGUCCUCUUUGUGAUCCACGCCCUGUCCUGUGUUUGUAGUCAGCAUGGCCCUGAGUCGUCUGUGGGGGAGGGGCCCCCUGUGAGGAAGCUGGCUCACAAUGUGAUUGGAGUCUUCCCAGAUCCGUAGUGCAGACACAGAACGUCCCUCACACCUCUCAGCCAGGACAAGAAGCCUCCAUCUUCCAUCGGGGACACGGAGGAGAACUUUCCCCUGAUUGUGGAGACCGUGCUGGGAAGAGUCAGAAGUCACCCGAUCAUAGAAGACUCAACAGAGGAGCCAAGAGGGACCAUCCGCCAGGUGGAUUGAGGAAUCAAGUUUUCUAUCAUGUUGGUCUUCAUCAAUACAACAAAGUCACAUGGGAAGUGAAGCCAUAUGGGUGUCUGAAGUCACUGAAAGUCUUUAUCACAAUUCACUGGAGGAUUCACACAGGACACAAGUCAUAUCCGUGUUCUAAAUGUUGUUCUGAAUUCUCUUCAACAUCGAUCCCGCCUCAGAGGAGAACAGGAGAGAAGUAAUUUCAGUGUUCUGGAAGUGACAAUGACUUUACAGUAAAGUCCAACCCAUGUAUAUAUAAGAGGAGUCAUUUCAGAAGAUAUUUCUUGUUUGGAAUGUUAUAAAGAUUUACAAUGGAGGCAAAACGUAUCACACACCAGAAGGUUUAUAAUGGAGUGAAGUCAUAUCAGUGUUCUGAAUGUGACAACGUUUUUACAUUUAAGUCUCAUCUUAUCAUACACCAGAGGUUUCACCAUGGAGAGAAGCCAUAUCAAUGUUCUGAAUGUGACAAAGCUUUUACAACCAAGAAUGAUCUUAUCAGACACCAGAGGGUUCACACUGGAGAGAAACCAUAUCCGUGUUCUGAAUGUGACAAAGCUUUUACACAUAAGUCACACCUUAUGAGACACCAGAAGAUUCACACUGAAGAGAAACCAUAUCAGUGUUCUGAAUGUGACAACAUUUUUACAUUUAAGUCACAGCUUAUCAUACACCAGAGGGUUCACACCGAAGAGAAGCCAUAUCAAUGUUCUGAAUGUGACAACGUUUUUACACAGAAGUCAACCCUUAUGAGACACCAGAGGAUUCACACUGAAGAGAAACCAUAUCAGUGUUCUGAAUGUGGCAAAGCUUUUACACAGAAGUCAUACAUUAUUAUACACCAGAGGAUUCACACUGAAGAGAAACCAUAUCAGUGUUCUGAAUGUGGAAAAGCUUUUACACAGAAGUCACACCUUAUGAGACACCAGAGGAUUCACACUGGAGAGAAACCAUAUCAGUGUUCUGAAUGUGGCAAAGCUUUUACACAUAAGUCAACCCUUAUCAGACACCAGAGGAUUCACACUGGAGAGAAGCCAUUUUAAUGCUCUGAAUGUGACAAAGCUUUUACAUUAAUGUCGGCAUCAUCUAUCACCAGAGGAUUUACAAGCUUCAGCUGCAGAGAGGAAACUCUGAAAUAAGGGGUAUCAAAGGAGUUGCGGGCAUCCCAUUAGUUUCACAGCCCCAAUGUUAUCCCACAAGCUAGGGAAGAAGUUAAAAGAUAAAAUGCUUCUCAAAAAAAGUAACACAAAUUUGUGAGCAAACUGGAAUGUAAUGAUUGGAGGCUUUUAGCUGGAUUCAGAAAGGGCGUCCUAACUUUGCGGCGGCGUAGU